AUGGGGAGGAGGCGAGUGGCGGGAUUGGCAGCAGUGCGCGGAGAGAGGGGGAGGGCGGAGCCGGCGGGGGCGAGGGGGAAGGUGGAGGGGGGGAAGGUGGAGGGGGGGAAGGAGGGGGGCAACUCACUGGAACGGACGGGCGGAUGGGGAGCGUGGGGGCAAAUGGCCGCAGUGCUGACGUGGCACAUGAUUCGAAAGCUACAGCAGCGGCAACAGGGUGGGAACUCCACCCACAUGCGGGGGCAGCAGGGCAGGCAGGACAAGCAAAGCUCACUGGGAGCACUGGGGGGGAACUCCCUGGGAGCGCUGGGCGCGCAAGGAGGGGGGCUGCUGGGGUCACUGGGAGUGCAGGGAGCGAUGGGGGCGAUGGGACCCGCCCCUGCUGGUGGCCUUGCCAUGGGGAUGGGCAUGGGGGGAGGGAUUGGGGGAGGCGUGGGCGGAGGCGUUGGGGGAGGCGUGGGGAUGGGUGGGGGGUUGGCGCCCACUACGUAUGGUGUGGGCGCAGGCAUGGGCGCAGGGAUAGGCGGAGGCAUGGGCGCAGGCAUGGGCGCAGGGAUGAGCGCAGGGAUGGGCGCAGGCAUGGGCGCAGGGGGGUUGGGGGGGCUUGCUGGGGCGAGCAUGGUGUCGGCUGAUGGGAUCUUCUUGUUUUGCUGCUGUGCCACACUGAGUCAAGACCCGUGGUACUUUGAGAGGAGGGAGAAUGCUGCGCGGCACAGGGUGGACGGCACAGGAGCCGGAGGCGGAGGUGGCGCAGCUGCGCGCCCAGCCCUUCCCCUCUCCUUAACCCCGCCUCAGGCAUACGCAGUGGAGCCUGAAUGCGAAGGUGCCCUGAAGCCUAACCGCAUGAUCCUCCUCCCAUGCCCCCCCUUUCCAACCCUCCAGGCGUAUACAGUAGAGCUGGAGGCAGAAGAGGCGCAGCUGAAGGAAAAGAACGAGCAGCUGCGCGCCCAGCCCUUCCCCUCUCCUCUCCCCCCCCCCCCCUUUCAGGCGUACACAGUGGAGCCUGAAGGGUGCCCAGGAGCGGAGCCACAUGAUCCUCUUCCCAUGCCCUCCCCCCACCCUCCCUCCAGGCGUACACAGUAG
Molecule: messenger RNA, 1083 nt
Organism: Closterium sp. Naga37s-1
Lineage: Eukaryota; Viridiplantae; Streptophyta; Zygnematophyceae; Desmidiales; Closteriaceae
Source: the annotation of a GenBank genome assembly